This is a messenger RNA of Daphnia pulicaria, 1685 nucleotides long. RefSeq lists its product as uncharacterized. Gene Ontology annotation, molecular function: corrinoid adenosyltransferase activity. The record is from RefSeq and is a predicted model, not a curated record. The transcript is spliced from 8 exons. The coding region runs from base 141 to 1346 and encodes 401 amino acids. NCBI's taxonomy places the organism in Eukaryota, Metazoa, Arthropoda, Branchiopoda, Diplostraca, Daphniidae.
AGAUUCGAAGCUUUUAGGUGGCGUUUUUUUACAGACGAUCUAGUUUUCUUCGUCACUCCAGUCACUCACAGGCUGUCAGUUAGACUGAUGGUAAAUUUUCAAAUUAGCUUUGUCGUGUCGUGUCUGACUUCACUUGGAAAAUGAGAAGGAAACGAAAGAGCAAUUCUGGUCCUUCACCAAAGAGAAAUCGAGUAGAUACUGAUUGUCUGGUGGUUAAUAAUGUUGAUCUACCAACAAAUGACUUGGAAUCACCUGGUGAUGGUGACCCAUUGAACAACCUAGAAAGUCCAGAUUCAAACCCUGAUUUGCUGAACAGUGUUCACACCUCAUAUACUGCUUUACAAACAAAACGUUUAGAGUACCCUGAACAGUACUUCAAAUUCCACAAAUGUGGAAACAAGCCAGGAAAUUCCCUAUACAAAUGUAUGGUAGGUGACUGUCAGUCGAAAGAAAAAAUUCUUUCAACUACAGAUAAUUCAAGAGGCAACCUCAGGAAACACAUCAAGACAUGUCAUGGCAAUUCUCUAGAGAAGUUUUCUCGUCUGUGUAGAGAGAUUGAUGUUAAAUCUAGUGGGAAGUCAAUCGGUGAAACUGCACCACCACACAAAGAGUCUACUCAGUUGAAACUGUCAUUUGAAGGAUAUCCAAAGGCCUUAACACAAGCUUUGCUUGAUUCCUACGUCGGAUCUAGUCUGAAGGAAAAUUCCGUUGCCAAUGACUCUUUGUACAGUUCCUCAUCCAAAGAUAAAAGUAUACCACCCACAUCAAAAGGAUUUCUUAAAAUAUACACAAAAACUGGAGAUAGUGGAAUGACAUCAACAUUUACGGGAGAAAGGCGUGCUAAGGAUGAUAACAUAUUUCAGGCACUAGGUGCAGUGGACGAACUUGCUUCCUGUAUAGGGCUUGCAAGAGAAUUUGGUUUGGAAAAUGGCCACCCAUACACUGACCAUCUUCAAAGAAUCCAGUGUAUUUUGCAAGAUGUAAAUGCCUGUAUAGCAACACCAUAUUCUUCAGCUCGUGAAGCACAUUUGAAGAAAACAGAAUUUGACUCUGGGCAUGUUGAGGAAGUAGAAGAAUGGAUAGAUUCUUACACUAAUCACCUUCCACCUCUGGAAAACUUUAUUCUGCCAGGUGGAGGAAAAGCAAGCUCGUCACUUCAUGUUGCUCGAACAGUUUGUCGAAGAGCCGAAAGAGCUAUUGUACCCAUUGUUCGAGAGCAACAUAUAAACCCAGAAACACUUAAAUACGUCAAUCGUUUAUCUGACCUGCUGUUCACCUUAGCGAGGUAUGCCGCCAAACUGGAUGGAAGACAAGAAACUGUCUACAUUAGACCUGGCAAAAAAUGAAGUGUAUUCCAUUUUGAACGUAGGCUUCAGUUUUGAAAUGUGCACACCUCCGUAAAGAAUUACAGGACACAAUGUUGAAACAUGAAAAUUUGCAAGGUUAUUAUAUCAACAGAAUGUAUAGUAUUUUUAAGUAAAUUUAAAUGAUGCAUAUUAAAGGUUGUUAUAGUGUGCAUCAAAUGUGUUUCAAACCAACCUAUCUACAUCGGCUUAUAGCAGUUGUUGGUUGGGGGGUUGGGUUGUUGGUGCGGGUUUUGUGGAAUAUGAAGGGUGAAGUUAUACUUGCGACAAUGUACAAUUGAACUAUUAAGUUUUACGGAAUAUAAAAAGGUUUGUUCAAAA